Messenger RNA from Orbicella faveolata, 2231 nucleotides. RefSeq lists its product as uncharacterized. The record is from RefSeq and is a predicted model, not a curated record. Lineage: Eukaryota; Metazoa; Cnidaria; Anthozoa; Scleractinia; Merulinidae.
AGCCGUUUCUUUGGGGGGAGCGUUGCGUGACAUCCCAAAAAACGGCUGCGGAGGAGACUAGGUAGACCCCCGCCUUAACAGAGUUCUGUUUUAGACCUUCUCUCACUAGUCUGCGGGAUGGCGUUACGCCCACUUUUAGUUACUGCUAUUUUAAAAUUUCGCUUUCCUGUAACUUGAGCGCUGCAAAGUUCACGAGAACACCACUGAGCUGACUGAAGCAGUAUUUAUUCGAGUUCUCUGUUAAUUUCCUUUCCCUUUGAGAGUCAUUUCUGAAUCAAAGAUUACAAGAUCUAUAACGCAUUUCUGGCUGACUGUUCACUAUGGGGUGUGGCUGGUUGAAGUUUACGUUGUCCAUUCCGCGUGAUGAGCCGAUGACGAAAACAGAGAAAUUCACUCAGUGGUCCUGUUUGCUCGCAUAUGUCGUAGGAGGCUGUACCUUUCUUGUGGCACCUCAACUUUGGGCGUUAGUACUACAGUUGGACCUUGAUGGCCGUUCUGAGGGGUACAUGCGCGUAGCGGGGAUCGGAGUGAUCGAGAUUGGUUUCAUUCUUUUGAUCGCAGCGCGCUCCAGCUUCAAGAUGUCCCGUCACCAGGAAUGUUUAGCUUCCAUUCCGGGUCGCCUGUUGUUAGUUAAUGGAAUAUUGCUGAUGAUGAUCCUAAGGAACAUGCUGCCACUCUCCUUUGCUCUUUUUUACAUGGUCCUUGAUUCGUCCCUCGCUCUUAUCACCCUGGUGAUUUGGCGCCUCGAUACAGAAGGAGCUUCAGUGGUAACCUUCUGCAAUGAAAUCUCUACAUCCAUUCUGCGGUGCCACGGUCCCAAAACAGGCGGGCCUACCAUGGUUAUCUUUUUCCUCGGCAUUUUUCAGUUGUUUUUCUGGCUUGUGCUAGUCAUAAGGCCUGAUUUGGCUCAGCGUAUGUUCAACUUGGAUCCGUUCCUGGGCUACUCGGGCGGAUAUCUGGCAGCCUACUUUUUCCUAGUUUCCAUUCACGGUUUAUACCACGUAGUCGGUGCUAGUAAUGUCAACCGCAGCUUGAGUCUUGUGUUCGUCUGUUACAGAAUCUCGCUGAAUGUCCCCGUGUUUACUAUUUUGUUUCUUGUUGGUCAGAUCGAGAGAAAUCUGUUCAUCACUUUGAUGAGUUUUGAUAUGUUAUUUUCCGUUAUAAUAUUUGUCUCCGUAAAACUAGAAAAGCAAAGUGAAAACAUUGCAAACGAAGAGGUGGAAAUGUUAAAUAAUUAAGUACUAAAAAGUAAUAACUUGAUUAUCGUUGAUGGAAUUACGUUUGGGUAUUUGCGAUUUUCCCCGCCACAUGUACAUCAACCGGAGCUGUUUGCAUUAGCGGUUUUUUCGACCUUAAGGAUUUUAAUGGUCUCAGCUGGAACGUCUCCGUGAAUUAAAACGUCUUUUUUUUAUGAAAAUCGUUAAGGUCACUAAAUUAAGGGGUCCCUAAUGAUGAGCAACUUGAGAGUUAUGUACAGGUCAUUGAUAUAGUAAUCAAGGUUUAUCGUAAAAUUAACUCAUGUUUUUCUGAGACAAUUAAGAUGACGCUUGGUUCCCUUGCAAUAAGCCAUUUUACAGUUGUGUGCUUAGGGCCUGUUUCUCAGAAGACCCGAAAACAUUUCGGGCUCGAAAAGCCAUUUUCAGUUAAUCGGUAUUUAAAGACAGAGAGGUGUACACGCCUAAAACUUCUUGUUCGAAGAGAACCUCUGUUCCUAUUAAGAAUACGUCAAUAAAACAGCUCAUUAGUCAUAAGAUUUGAGAUUUUGCUACGGCUUUUUGAGUGCGAAAACUUUUCGGGACCUUCGAGAAACGGGCCCCAGCAUGGCCAUGAAUGCAAGCGAGACUGGAGGUGACCUUGCUUUGAUACAGACCUCUCUGCCUUACUCAUUUAAAUGCCAACUAGUUAACAUAAGAACAACUUGAUUUACACGACAAAAGCAGUAAGGUCUCUAUCAAAACAAGGUCACCUCCAGCCUGGCUGCCAUUCAGAGGCCAGGUCACUAAGCAGACAACUGUAAAAGGGUCUAUUGAAAAAAUCUACAGAAUUGUUUUGCUUGAUUUUGGCUGUGUAAGCAAACGUUUUGUUAUAUUUUGCGCUACUUUUUAAUGUGUAAUGUAGUCAUUGUGAAAGUGAUGUGGUGUAAGGUCCCGUGUACACUACGCCCGAGGAAUUUGAAAACGGAGGUUUCACUCUAAAAUCGCAUCAAAUGUUUUUCGUCCACUCUACGCCGG